This is a messenger RNA of Monopterus albus (swamp eel), 4024 nucleotides long. RefSeq names its product striatin, calmodulin binding protein (gene strn). Gene Ontology annotation, cellular component: dendrite. Gene Ontology annotation, molecular function: calmodulin binding; protein phosphatase 2A binding; protein-containing complex binding. Lineage: Eukaryota; Metazoa; Chordata; Actinopteri; Synbranchiformes; Synbranchidae. The record is from RefSeq and is a predicted model, not a curated record.
CCGGUGGUUCCACGGUUCCUCUUCGUCUGACAGCAGCUUCAGACAUGACUUGAACUGCCCACCAGAGAGGACCAUUCAUGGGCUACAUUUGUCUCCGGAGGAUAUUUUCCUGAAGCGGUUGAGGCCCCCGGACCGAAACCGAACCACAUCGCCCUGGUCCGGCCAUGGACGAGCAGGCGGGCCCCGGUGUCUUCUUCAACAACAACAACAACUCGGGUCUGCCCGGCGGUGGGAGUAUCAAACCUCCACAGACUGGCGACGUCGGCGGCGGAGAGGCGGCCAGGGCUCAGUACAGCAUCCCAGGGAUUUUACACUUUCUCCAGCAUGAGUGGGCUCGGUUCGAGGUGGAGCGGGCACAGUGGGAGGUGGAACGGGCCGAACUGCAGGCUCAGAUCGCCUUCCUGCAGGGGGAGAGACGCGGUCAGGAGAACCUGAAGAAGGACCUGGUGAGACGAAUCAAGAUGCUGGAGUACGCCCUCAAACAGGAGAGGGCCAAAUACCAUAAGCUGAAAUAUGGAACAGAGCUGAACCAGGGAGAGAUCAAGCCUCCGAGUUAUGAUUCAGAUGAGGGCAACGACAGCGAGGUUCCCAGUCCUCCAAACAGCAGCCAUCAGCUCAGCUGGAAACAAGGACGUCAGCUGCUGCGACAAUACCUGCAGGAGGUGGGAUACACCGACACCAUCCUGGAUGUGAAGUCUCAGAGGGUGAGAGCGCUGCUUGGCCUGACCGGAGACUCCAGGGAGACGCCCGCUGAGAAGAAACCCGAGCCCAUGGUCAACGGCACCGAGCCGUCCUCGCUGAAGGACAGCGGCAUGAUCAGUAAACCUGACAUGACGGACUCUGCCACUGUGUUGGAGGCCUUUAAGUUCAUUGAGAGCGCUGCAGCAGAGUUUAGCGACGAGGAUGAGGAGGAGGACAGCGAGGGGAAGACCAUCCUGGACCUGGCUGCAAUGAUGAGGAAGAAACAGCUGUCUACCCCCUCUUCCACGACCUCUGACCUCAGCGACGACCCUGACACAGAGGAGGCCCUGAAGGGUUUUGAUUUCCUGGCGAGUCCAGAUGAGCUGGAUGGGUCGCCGGAGCCCAGAAGCGGAGAGGACAGCGGAGAGUGGGGAUCCCCUGCCUCCAUGUUUCCUCCUGAUUCACUUCCUUCAUCAUGCUCCCCUCCCCCUCCUCCUCCUCCAGGACCAAACCGGUCCAAGCUGCAGGACAUGCUGGCUAACCUGCGGGAUGCUGAGGAGCUUCCCCCCAUACAGCCUGCUGUGACGCCCCCCUCCCGGCCCAGUGUACCCAGACUCAAUGAGCAUGAUCUGGGACGUCCAGAUGAAGAGGCGAUGACGUUCCUGCCAUCACCAGGGAAAUCCUUCAUACUGGGCAGAGUGGACGAGGCGGUUUCUAACGAGCUUGGACGAGAACUGGCUGGACUGACGGUGGCCAACGAGGCUGACAGCCUGGCGUACGACAUCACCAACAACAAAGAUGCUCUGAGGAAGACUUGGAACCUGAAAUUCACCCUGCGGAGCCACUUUGACUCUGUGCGCAGUCUGGCCUUCCACCCGGUGGAGCCGGUCCUGGUCACCGCCUCUGAGGACCACACCCUCAAACUGUGGAACCUACAGAAGACGGCGCCCGCCAAGAAAUGUGCUGCUUUAGACGUGGAGCCCAUCUACACUUUCAGGGCCCACAGCGGGGCGGUGCUGUGCGUCACCAUGAGCUCCAGUGGUGAGCAGUGCUUCAGUGGCGGGGUGGACGGUACCAUUCAGAGCUGGAACACCCCCAACCCCAAUGUCGACCCCUAUGAUUCUUAUGAGCCCUCGGUCCUGCGGGGGGCGCUGUGCGGCCACACGGACUCGGUGUGGGGUCUGGUCUACAGCUCGGCUCAUCACCGCCUGCUGUCCUGCUCGGCCGAUGGGACAGUGCGCCUGUGGAGUGCCGCUGACACCUCGCCGUCUCUCGCUGUCUUCAACGAGAGCGGAGAGCUGGGCGUGCCCACCUCCGUGGACCUGGUGAGCAGUGAGCCGGCUCACAUGGUGACGUCCUUCUCUACCGGACACAUCGGGCUCUUCAACAUGGAGACGCAGCAGCUCAUCCUGAAGCUGGAGUCUGCCGGCCCGCCAGAAGCUCCCUGCAAGAUCAACAGAGUUCUGAGUCAUCCCACACUGCCCAUCACCAUCACAGCUCAGGAGGACCGGCACAUCCAGUUCUUCGAUAAUAACACAGGGAAGCUGAUCCACUCCAUGGUGGCCCACCUGGACUCUGUCACCAGUCUCGCCGUGGAUCCAAACGGACUAUACCUCAUGUCUGGAAGUCACGACUGUUCGAUCCGUCUGUGGAACAUGGAGAGCAAAACCUGCAUCCAGGAGUUCACCGCCCACCGCAAGAAGUUCGAGGAGUCCAUCCACGAUGUAGCGUUCCACCCCACCAAGUGCUACAUCGGCAGUGCCGGGGCCGACGCGCUCGCUAAGGUCUUUGUAUGACCUGAGGCUGCAGCUGACUGGGGAGGCGCCCUGAUGGAAGAAGCUGGAGUGUGUGACAACGUCAUGACCGAGCUGAGAACUGAAGGUGACAGGGACACGCACUGCUCCCUUAACAUUUGUCAAAUACCUGUCCCCACCCCCUUCCUGCACUCGGGCUGGCCCGGGUCUCGAAACAAACAAACCUCCAGAUGAGAAGACAAAUGAAAGCAAAAAAGGAAGAGGCUGAAAAAUAAGACCAGGAGGCCUCGGUACAUUUUCCUGAAGCUGAAUCUUGUCUGUGUUCUCUCUGACCCCGAGCACUCCACGUGUCUGUUGGUGUUGCUUUGAGAUGUUUGUCAUGAUAACGUGCCUUUUUUCUCCAGAGCAUACUUCCUUUUAGGUGCAGAGGAUUAGACGUCACCGGUCCGACUCUGCACAGCACUGUUGGAUUUUUGAGUUUAAAUUAAUUUGCUGUAAUUUUUAUUUUUCUUCCUAAACAAACACUAAGUUGUGUCUACAGUCCAUAGGAGUCGACUUGGAUUGGCCUGAUUUUGGAGCGCUGUCCGUCAUGAGGGCGGAGUUAUCAUCCUGGAAACGCCCCCACAGGGGAUCGAAGGUCAAAGGUCAUGAUGCUGAGCUGGUCUGGAGUUAGUUUGCAUGCUAGUUAACCGUUUGCAGUUGCAGCUAGCACCAGUGCUGCAUCCCAGGCUUAGACCAGAGAUCAGCUCCAGUCUGACUCUGUUUGAUGCGUCUCCUGUAAAGAAAUUAUUUUAAAAUGUCACUUAAGUUCUUAAAGUUAAAUUAUUGAAUCUUGAAUUGGAUUUGCAUCAGGUGAGUUCAGGUCAAGCUGGCAGCAAACCGAACAGCGGCGUGUCGUCCUCGCUCCCACCCGAGCUGAGACCCUCUCGGCUCAGCGGCGCAGCGAAGCCGGUCCCAUGUUCAGUGUUUGGGUCGUUGUACCCGAAAUGAAAUGUCACGUCAGACCGUCUGGGAGAACCACACUAAUCCAAAAUACUUCUGGUCUGAAUUCAUGGCCGAUCAUUUCCAGUUUCAAGGCUUUUGUUCACAGAGUUGUAAAAUAUUUAUCGAGUUUGUUCCGAGUCAGUAGUUUUGAUCAACGUCAUGGUGACGAGGCUGCUUUUUAAUGUGUAUUGAUAGUUGAAUGUCACGAUGACCUGCAGCCAGAACAACCUGCAACGAAGCCUUUCUCGUUUCUUUCUUUAACUUUAGUCGCAUUAAGUAUUUAUUAAAUUUAAACUGCCAAAUUAAAGAUUCAGCUGAGAUGAUGAGAUGCUUCCUGUUUAACCCGACAGCUGGUGUUGCUAAUGCUAAUUAGCUCCUUUGUUGUAACAUAGCAGUAGUGCUCAGACUGUGGGUAACACCUGUUUAGUCCCCAAGCUGCUCCCUCCACAUUUCUACAUGCUUUAUAUUCUGACUGCCUGAAAAUAUUGUAUUUUGUGUAACUAUUGGAGCAGUUACUAGUUUUUUAAGCUCUUCUUUGUGUUUGGUGACAGAUGUGUAAAAUACAGGUAGACUUUAUAAAGAUGUGAUUCUCUGUUUUACUUGAA